GGCGAGUUAGCUAGCCUAGCCUAGCCAGCGGCGGCUCUGCUGUUGGUAGGAGCGCUCCUCCGGCGACAACGCGCAUCAUGGGCUCGGCUCGCUCCCCGAAGGCGCUCCCCGCGCAGGGGGCCCUCCUGCUGGGGCUCCUCUUUCUGCUCGCCCGCCCAGGGUGCCAGGCAGAAGUACAAGUUUCAGUCCCGCUUCUGAAGGAGGUGCUCUUGCGUCAGGAGGUGUCCAUCCCCUGCACGCACACUGUGACGGGGAACAACAGCUACCUCCUGGUGGAGUGGUUCAUCACGGACAAGAAUGGGCAGCAGCGGCGUGUGGCUUACACUGAUCAGGGCCGCCAAGGGGUGGACAGAAGCACAGAGUACUCCGACCGCGUCUCCAUGGAUGCCGACAACAGUCUGGUCAUCAAAGAAGUGGGUGUGAGCGAUGAGAGGACCUUCUCCUGCCAGGUGACGGCAGGCACCGCAGGAAUCGGGACGGGGUCAGCCCAGCUCAAGGUGUACGGCCCACCUGAGCCCCCAGAGCUCACACCUAACCAUGGGACCCUCUCAGUGACUGAGGAAGGUGCUUCAGAGAUUGCAAUGUGCGUGAGCCGAAACGCCAACCCACUGCCAACUAUCAGCUGGUACAAAGACAAUGUCCUUCUGCAAACCCCCACGGAGCGCAAUAAGGAACGGUAUGUGGUGUGGCGGACUGUGAAAGAGGCUUCAGGGCUCCAGUCCGUCUUCAGCACGCUGUACCUGCGCCCAACCAAGGCUGAUAAGGACUCGAAUUUCCACUGCCAAGUCAACUACUCGAUGCCAGACGGAGAAAUGGGAAGCGCCCAGUCGGAAUCUCUCCAGCUCAAGUUACACUACUACACAGAGAACGUGCACUUUGCUUUGGACUCUCCAAAGGUCAUCAAGGAAGGCGAUGAUGUUCAGCUUCACUGCCAGAGUGAUGGCUCCCCACCGCCGGAGACCGCCUUCUACAAAUUGCAGGCUCAUGGUAGCUCAAAGGACCUGGGAGCCAGCAACCAUGGAAUCCUGCACCUUCGGCAAGUGACCAGAGCCGACAGUGGGACGUAUCGGUGCCAGGUCCUCGACUUCGACAGUCCAUCUGAAGUGGAGCUGGAGAAGGAGGUGACCAUCAUCGUCAACUAUCUGGACCCACUUCACCUGACCCCAAGCCAGAAGGUGACGGUAAAGCAAGGCGGAAACGUCCAGCUGAACUGUUCUGGGACUGGAUCCCAGAUACCCAUGUUGUCCUGGAGAAAGGGAAAGGAACAGCUGGGGGUCGGCGGAACUUUGGCUCUGGAUUCGCUAACGUACCGCAUGGCUGGCCCCUACACCUGCGAGGCUACCGUGCCCAGCGUCCCCGGGCUGCGGAAGGAGCAGACGAUCCAUGUCACCGUGGAAGGAGCACCAGCGAUGGAGCAACUCCACUCUCGGAGCCAUUACCACAGUCUGGGCCAGAUAGUAACGCUGACCUGCUUUGCCAUGGGCCAUCCUGAACCGGAGAUUACCUGGAUGGGAUCUGGGAAGCCCUUAGAUGGAGCUUCCACAAUGAUCGCUGCCAACCGAGUCACCAGCGAAUUGUCAGUGGAGGUAACCGCAGAGCUGGCCCAGAGUGGGGUUACGUGCCACGCACAGAAUGAAUUCGGCCAGAUGGAAAAGUCCUUCCAGUUUGAGAUUGUUCCCCCAACAACUUCUGCUCCCCAAGCACCAGCAGAGAACCCUGUGCUCCGGACAGUGGAUGGGGAGGAGGCCCAGGGCGGCAGCACCAUCGCGGUCAUUGCCGUCUGCAUCUGUGUCCUGCUGCUGCUGCUGAUUGUGGGAUUCUUCUACUUCAUGCAACGCCGUGGCCGGCUGCCCUGUGGCGGGGGCGAGAAGAGAUCACUGACCCCUAAGGAAGGGAAUCCUGACGACACGGUGGUGGAGAUGAAGACGGACAAGAGGAAUGAACAGACGGGGCUGCUGAGCCCCGGGGGCAGCGGCGGAGGCGGGACGAAUGAGUGCUGAGAGGAAGCCUGGAGCUGACCUUCCAGAGAACCGCCCUGACAGCUCUGCACCACACACUGGAUGAAGAGGAUGCUAGGGCUGGACUGUGGGAGGGGGAGACGGUCCCUCCAGACGCUCUUUCCUCUGAGGGGCAGCGGGCAUCCAUGCAUCCAGACUGCCAGGGCAGGGGUUUUGCUGCCACGACUUCUUCCUCCUUCAAAGGCCUGCUUCCCCCCCACCCCGAAAGGAAAAGACUGACCGAUGCCCAGACCCCUCCGAUACGAGCGGACACCCCAUCGGCGCACCCGGAUCCUUGCCGUGUCACCACUGACGGGCCUUUGCCCCUCUCUUGACGCAGAGGCGCCCCACGCUGGCAUUUGCGUCAGGAAUGCGCAAAGACAGCCUCGCCCGGACAUUCACAGAAGUUACUGGCCCGCCUUUUUGUUUGUGUUUUGUUUUAACUUAACCUUUCUGCGGCCACACAUCCCCGAGUCCUUUCUGGUCUGAAACGUACGCCCUGAAUGUGUCAGGCUCCCUCACCUGGUCACUUGGAGGAGAGCCUUGCUCGAUUCAAUGGUGACCAAACUGAGCAGCUGUUUUCAAGCUUGUGCAAAGGCGUGUGAAACACCCGUGCUCCUGCACACACACACACCCUGGAGCCUCAACACAGAGCAUGCACCAAAAGUGUACCUAUACACUCCUGUUCACCAUGAACACACUGAUUGUGCAUGCCUGUUAUACCCCGUCUUGGGUCCCCAGAUGUGGUUGGACUACAGCUCCCAUCAUCCCGAGCCACACUGGCCAAAGGCCACCAGAGCUGGUGCAGAGCCAAAGGCCAUUGUGGCUGGGGAUGAUGGGAGUUGUAGUCCAACCACAUCUGGGGACCCAAGCUUGAGAAGCCCUGCCAUACCCAGGCACGUGCUCUGCAGAUGUACGCUCAGCAGCCGCACAUGGGAACAUACCUUGCCCAAGCAGGGUGUUCACACAUGCCAUGCAUUUGCCCCCGGUGUGUGUCUGCGAUGCAGUACCCGUUCCAUCUUCUGAACUCCUGCCUUCCAUGCCCACGUCCAGUCAGCAGGGACCCCUGUUCCUAGCCCAUCGGCCAAGCCUGAUCGGGCCUCAUCUUUCCCCAGCAGGCUCGCCAACAUCUUCAGGGUGCCUGCUUUGGGACGGCUUCCCCGUUAGCAGCACUUUGGUCUCCGCCAGCGGCCGUUCGCGAGCUCUCAAGAAACUUGCUGCUGCUGCUGUCGGCAGAUCCGGCCUCUCCGGCAGACCAGUGGAGCAGGCCAGGCGGGCAGCUGCAUUUCCGGCCCCUCGGCAACCUCCGCCAUGCCUGCAUAUUCCCAUCAGGCGCCCCAGUGCCCCAAAGGCCUGCCAGGACCACCCACCCCUAGCUUGGGCUGCAGGCUUCCCAGGUCACACCCUGGAACCCCAGCCAGGACCCUCCAAAGGAGAAUUCUCGUGGUGCCUGCAGGCUGGCGGGCGAAGAGCCCCUUCCCCUCUGCACGUGCUUCCCAGGCCGCCUUCUGCAUCUUCCCUGUUGCCGAUGAGGUGUUCCUUCCGCCUGCACAACACGCACCUUUGGCAUUUCCUGCCUGCGCAUCCCCACACCUCCGUCCUUUGCCAGCUGGGGACCGGGAGACCGGCCCCAAACGUCGAGUCUUACCUCCUAGGGGGCAGCCACACCCUGCGGUCCAGCUGCUCUGAGCAGCCCCGCGGCCAGGAAGGUGGCAGCGGCAGCAGCUCGCCCUGACAAGCCACGGGGGCGUCCAAUGAGGCGCAGCUGCCUCCGCUGCCCAGUUGCACUGCCGGCCGGCCAUUCAUCAGGUAGAGUUGUGCGGCUUAGUCGGCAGAGCUCUACCUGAUGAGUGGCCAGCCUGUGGCUCUCGUUGAUGCGGAGCAGGAUGGGAGAAACAGGCACAGCCAGGCUGCUGGGGGCCAGAGGCAGCGGCAACUUGAUUUGCAGCCCCCUGGGUCAUUAAGGUGCACCACUGCUGGGUGACGGUCUUCUGCCCCCACCCAGAGGGGGCCCCGAUCCCGUCCCUCGCAACGUGUGUUUAUAAUUCUCUUCAUUGAGAUGUGUUGUUUUAUAUGGCAUUUUUGUCUGUACAGAAUAAGCUUGAAAAAGCUUUUUGCGGGUGGGGGGUGUUGUAGUCUCCCUGUCCUCCCCCAAUCCUCAUGGUGUGACCCCCUCCUCUCUCUCUCUCUCUCUCUUGCACUGUCUGGUCAAGACACUGGCUUUUAGGGGACUUGGGGCUUUUUUAAAAUUUUAUUUUAAGCGCAGUAUAUUUAAUGGUGUUGCAUCCCAGAGAAAGCGGGGCAUGGCUGUGGAGCUAUGGCAGAUCCUGGGGUGAGGCGGCCGGGAGAGCAAGAACGGGCUGAUUAUUGGCCACUGGUUUCACAUGAGAAGGGGAGGAAGGGGGUGGUAUCAGAUACCCAGGGGGGUUCUUCAACCUGAGUCCUGUAGUCCCCAGAUGCUGGACUACAGCUCCCAUCAUCCAUUCCUCUGGCAAUUGUGGCUGGGCAUGAUGGGAGUGGUGGCUAUUAAAGGCAUAGGAGCCGGCCGGCCCAGUUUUCAGUGGUCAGUUGGCAACUGUGGCCAUUUCUCCUCCCUCCAGUCUCCCUGCAUACCUGAUCCAGCUGAGGUGGCCAGUACCAUCUGGGGGGCUGCAUGCUCCUUGUGAUGUUUGAGAAGGCCCGCACCCCUAGGGAUGGGAAAUAGUUCGCAACAUUGCAGUACUUGGCAGCUUUCAGUGUCUUCUCAUACCUGCAAGUGGCCAAAUGUGCAAAUGGUCUUUUGAAAGUUUUAAAAACAACAAAACCGGCUAUUAAAAUGUUAUCGCUGCCAGAGGCAUGGAAAUGAAUAUUGGCAGGAAGGCCCUCCAGGGAUUAGUCCAUGGAGUACAAACCAUUUAUUCAUUGUUACCUUAGCCCUUAACUCAUUCCUCUGUGCAAACAUGACUGCAGUUUGACUCUAAUUCUUUGAGGGGGGGUCGUCUGGGUAAAGAAGGGGUGAUGACACCAGAAAGCUCCAAGUGCAAGAAUGCUCUCCCCUCUUUUCCAUCUCUAGGGGGUGUAAAGGUAAAGUGUGCCGUCGAGUCGGUGUUGACUCCUGGCGACCACAGAGCCCUGGGGUAGAAUCCAGGAGGGGCUGACCAUGGCCUCCUCCCGCGCAGUCUGAGAUGAUGCCUUUCAGCAUCUUCCUCUAUCGCUGCUGCCCGAUAUGGGUGCUUCCUCAUAGUCUGGGAAACAGACCAGCGGGGAUUCGAACCAGCAACCUCUGGCUCGCUAGUCAAGUCAUUUCCCCGCUGCGCCAUUAAGUGGUAGGCAUUGCCAAAAGUCACGAUGGGCAUCCAUCCCCUGAGAUGGCACCAUGGCCAAUGUGUGCGGGCCCAGCUUGUGGACUACCUCCCCGUCCUGCCAUAACUCCAGGGCCUCCCUCCUCUCCGAUGUGUCUGUUGCCUGUUGCCCCUUCCCCACCCCAGGUUACAUUGUACAUUAGCAAUUAAAAAGACUGUAACCUC
Hemicordylus capensis (graceful crag lizard) is the source of this 5503-nucleotide messenger RNA. It is a transcript of the gene BCAM, whose product is annotated as basal cell adhesion molecule (Lutheran blood group). Gene Ontology annotation, cellular component: plasma membrane. The coding region runs from base 78 to 2000 and encodes 640 amino acids. The record is from RefSeq and is a predicted model, not a curated record. The transcript is spliced from 17 exons. Lineage: Eukaryota; Metazoa; Chordata; Lepidosauria; Squamata; Cordylidae.